AUGGAUGUAUUUCUUCAUGAUCUCAAUCAAGCUUGCAGUACACACCAACUCACAAUAGAUGACAACACUUCUCUGCGUUAUCUUGAUUAUGCUAUUAUUGAACAACAAAUGUCAAUGAUGGCUGCAAGUAUGUUUUGGCUUGAUACUCUUCAUGAUUGUAAUCUAGAUCAAUCUCUGCCACUACCAUUUGAUCGAUAUCGGCUUUCUGACAAACAUCGAACAGGUCGUGGAAUAUCUGUUUCUUUUGAUUUUUGUGAAGAUCUUUCACAUGAUUUUCUUUCUUAUUCAUUAUCGAGUGAUAUAACAGUUGAACAACUGGCACUUGCUAGUUAUUAUGCAUUCUUGUUCAAAUUGACUAAUGGAGAAAGUGAUUUAUGUAUUGGAAUGAACACAAAUGGAAGAUAUAAAGAAGAGUUGAAGUCAGUGAUUGGAAUGUUCGUCAAUGCUAUUCCUUUGCGAUGUCAACCAGAUCCUCAGUGGUCGUUUCAUCAACUUAUUGGUCAUGUUAAAGAGAUGAUUACAAGUAGUUUAGAGUAUUCUUAUUUUCCUCUUCAACGAAUUCUAGCUCAACAUCUAAAUGCUACAAAACCUGCAUUUCUUGAGACAUCAUUUGAAUUUCAAUCAUAUGCAACUAAAAACGGCAAGAAUGAAGUGCUGAUUGGAGAUACUACACUUGUUGUUGCGCCCAUUUCACUCAAAAUUGGUAAAGAUGAUAUAAUGAGCAAGUGUGAUUUCGUUCUUAUUAUUCAACAUGAUUUGGAUAGCAAUCAACUCUCAUGUACAAUCAAUGCGUCACUUGACUUAUUUGAUAGGAAAACAGUUAAUAUGAUUGCACAACGAUUUCAUUCAAUCUUACAACAACUGUUUAACGUAACACAUGUACAGAUGAAGAAGCCAAUUUAUGAGUUCUCAUUAAUAUUACCAGAUCAAAAAGUGCUUAUGAAAUCAAUGAACAAUACACAAGUAUUAUUUCCUUCUUUGACUUGUAUACAUCAAAAAUUUGCUGGUCAAGUGAUAAAGUAUCCACAAAAGAUAGCAGUUGAAUUGGAUGAUCAAUCUCUUACAUAUUCUGAACUUUUAUAUUAUAUUCAAAUAUUAUCUUUGAAUCUUUUGAAUAAACAAAGAGUUACUGUAGGUGAGAUUGUUUGUCAAUGUGUAGAAAGAAGUUUAUCAGUGGUGAUUGGUAUGAUGGCAAUUGAGAUGAUUGGUGCUGUUUAUUGUCCAUUAUCACCUCAAGAUCCAGCACUUCGUUUGGGUGAACUUGUGAAACAAACUGAAAGUCGUCUUGCUCUUGUUCAUUACUUAACACAAGCUAAAUUUAAUCAUGAUAUUAUGU
Messenger RNA from Rotaria sordida, 1336 nucleotides. The record is from the annotation of a GenBank genome assembly. Lineage: Eukaryota; Metazoa; Rotifera; Eurotatoria; Philodinida; Philodinidae.